Molecule: messenger RNA, 1194 nt
Organism: Vicugna pacos (alpaca)
Lineage: Eukaryota; Metazoa; Chordata; Mammalia; Artiodactyla; Camelidae
Gene: TMEM208
Product: transmembrane protein 208
Biological process (GO): vacuolar protein processing
Cellular component (GO): intracellular membrane-bounded organelle
Source: RefSeq, a predicted model, not a curated record
GCAUCGGCAAAGAGCUCCCGGGGCCAGGAGACUGAAAACAGGAAGGACAUCAAGGAAAGUGGGUCGGCCGGAGAGGGGUGCCAUCCAGUGGCCGGACCGUACUAGAGCUAGGUGGGGAGUGGAGAGGCGUAGCUGGAGAGCUGGUGCUGGAGAGGGGUGGGCGUCAGUGUCAGUACUAGGACUGGGCGGAGAUCUGAGGGGCCUGAGGGGCGCUGGGCGACAGUACCAGACAGUAUAAGGGAUAGCCAGAGAUCUGAGGGGCCUGAGGUGGGGUAGGCGUCAGCGCAGAUCUGGUCUACUCUGACAGAGUCCAGAAAGGAUUACCAUUCAGCCACACUCAGGAAUCCCCUCGAAGGGCUUGUUAGCCCCAAACUGGACCUUAUUAGAGGAUCCAAGAGAUAAUCAGCCUAAUGUUGGAUUGUUCAUAGCCUGAGCAGGAGGCAGUCAUUUCUGGGUGUGCUAGAAAGAUGGUGUCAGCCCUAAGCAGGUUGGAUUGGAGGAGGGGUGGACAUCCCAAGAACUGUGCUAGGUUUGAGCGCCACGGGGACCUGGCUAAGCCCAAGGGCAAAGUGGGCACGAGAGGGAAGAAGCAGAUAUUUGAAGAGAACAAAGAGACCCUGAAGUUCUACUUGCGGAUCAUACUGGGGGCCAAUGCUAUUUACUGUCUUGUGACCCUGGUCUUCUUCUACUCAUCGGCUUCAUUUUGGGCCUGGAUGGCCCUGGCCUUUAGUCUGGCAGUUUAUGGGGCCAGCUACCACUCUAUGAGCUCAAUGGCAAGGGCAGCCUUCUCUGAGGAUGGGGCCCUGAUGGAUGGUGGAAUGGAUCUCAACAUGGAGCAGGGCAUGGCAGAGCACCUUAAGGAUGUGAUCCUACUGACAGCCAUCGUGCAGGUGCUCAGCUGCUUCUCCCUCUACAUCUGGUCCUUCUGGCUUCUGGCGCCAGGCAGAGCCCUUUACCUCCUGUGGGUGAAUGUACUGGGCCCUUGGUUCACAGCAGACGGUGGCGCCCCAGCGCCAGAGCACAACGAGAAACGGCAGCGCCGACAGGAGCGGCGGCAGAUGAAGCGUUUAUAGCCACUGACAUUGUGGCCACAGGCUUCUGGGCCCUGGGUGGCUCUAUCAGGCUGCAUGGCCCCCAUGCCGGGAGCAAUGAGGGCUUAGUCCAGGGGCUAAAAGCAAUCUAAAGUAUAGGAUU